Paramisgurnus dabryanus is the source of this 833-nucleotide messenger RNA. RefSeq names its product Bprotein-1 related complex subunit 8 (gene borcs8). Gene Ontology annotation, cellular component: BORC complex. Lineage: Eukaryota; Metazoa; Chordata; Actinopteri; Cypriniformes; Cobitidae. The record is from RefSeq and is a predicted model, not a curated record.
UAGGCUGGAGUUCUUCCGGGCGAUAUUUUAGGUGCACACUCGAAGGAAAAAACAAGCGGCGCUUUCAUAACAGAAGUAAAAUUAAUCGUUCGUUUGUUUACGGAUUUUAAACCAUUAAAAUGGACGAUCAAGAAAUGCAGUUGAAAGUGAAAAGAGUGACUGAUAAAUUCACAGAGAGUAUGUAUGUGUUGGCCAAUGAACCGUCUAUAGCUCUAUACAGACUGCAAGAACAUGUCAGGAGAUCCUUACCUGAGCUCGUGCAGCACAAGACAGAUAUGCAGAGCUGGGAAGAGCAAAGCCAAGGAGCGAUAUACACUGUCGAAUAUGCAUGCAGUGCUGUGAAAAGCAUGACAAAUAGUAGUCUGUAUUUCAAAAACAUAGACGGUCUCCUCCGACAAGCCAUUUCACUGAAGGAGCAGAUCAACUCACAGGGACGCAGUGCUGUGAAACCUCCAUUUAAUCCGAAUGAUACAUCCGCACAUGCUACAGUCACACCACCUUGACUCACGAAGGUGUUUCUUCAAGGAAAAGAGCUUUGGAUCCCGGCAUGAUUAAAGAUGGAGGGGAAAAGCAGAGCUCUGGGAUAUAAACCCAUGCACCCAUGACCCCAAUGAAGGAAUUUUGGAUGAGACCAUCUACAGUUUAUUCCUAUUCAUGAUGAUUGUGGGUCUGCCUUUGUAAGCAUAUGAAGAUAAUGUAUUAGGAAGUAUGUGGGAUGUUUAUAAGCUGCUUAUAAAUGUGUAUGAGAGUUUGCACUAUAAAUGUAUAGUUCUACAUUUGAUUUGUGCAUUCUGUAAAUAUAAUCUGUAUCUAAAAAUAUUAAACUUUAUAAA